Molecule: messenger RNA, 813 nt
Organism: Diabrotica virgifera virgifera (western corn rootworm)
Lineage: Eukaryota; Metazoa; Arthropoda; Insecta; Coleoptera; Chrysomelidae
Gene: Obp59a
Product: odorant-binding protein 59a
Exons: 5
Coding region: 118-729 (203 amino acids)
Molecular function (GO): odorant binding
Source: RefSeq, a predicted model, not a curated record
UUUGGCAUAGAUCCUAUUAUAAUUGAAAUAAAUAUCUGAUAAGUGAGCUUCUUCUCACUAUAAAACAAAUAUCUGCUCUCGUGGUUUGCAUUGCACCUUUCUUGACUGUGUUGAAUCAUGGAAUAUUUUGUUGUUUUUUUAGUGUUAUGUGUUGCAGGAUCUUUAGAGGCUCUUAAAUGUGAAUUUGGAAAUAACAACGGAGAGAAUGUUCGGCAAGCACUAAGCCAAUGUUUAAACAGUAAUGAAACUGAGCAUUUCUGGAAGAUGGCAAUGAUGGAUGAAUCAGAUGAGGGUUCGUCUGAGGAAGGUGAACAUUCCAUGACCAACAGCAUGAACGGUUCCAACUCCAGUACAGUGGCUAAAACAAAAAGAGCUGUCGAUGAUAAAAUGACCAAACCAGGAACUGAUACAGAUAGUAACACAACUGAGGAACCAGAUAAUGGAGAUUCAAACGAAGCUUGCCUCAUUCAAUGUGUUUUCACUAAUAUGGAUCUGAUGGACACCAACGGUAUGCCAGACCAUUCUAAACUUCUGGAAGGACUUUUGAAAACAGCAACGUCUCGUGAACUACGAAAUUUUUUUCAAGAUACAGUAGAUGAAUGCUAUCAAGAACUAAACGAAGGUAAUAAAAUGGACAGCUGUUCUUUUUCAACGAAAUUGGUCAAAUGUUUGGUAGAAAAAGGAAAAGCAAAUUGUGCUGAUUGGCCUGCUGGAGGUUUGCCGUUUUAGUAGUUUAAAUGGAUCUUAUAAUAGGCUGAUAUGUAUAUAAUUUAUGUUAUUGUUUUCAAUAAAAUUUUAAGUUCGCAUCUACAA